CUGUGGCUAAAGUUAGUGCUACCGAUAGCUUGGCAUUAUUUUCAGGUGAAAGUGAAACCGAGAGACAAAAAACACUGAGUUUGCGGCUCGUCGGCUGUCCCUAACGUGGACAUUCGGCAUGUCUUAAAGUAAAGGUGUCGUGUUGGAUAAAAGUUACGUGUUAGUUCCUGUAUUCGUCGCGAAAUGCUAAUGUAGCUAGCUGGUUAGCUAAACAGGAAGAGGGGAAACAUUACUGUUGGCUUCAGCUAACACAGUCAGCACGGGAGCGAGCGGAAAGAGAGCUCCAGAUGCGGCUAAAGGAUCCCUUUUCUUUGAAAGCCACCGACAUGACAAAGCGGACUAAUAAACCUCGGAAACCUCGAGAUGAGGAGUCAUCAGACGAAGUCAGUGGGCUGACAUGCCAGCAUGUGAACAAAGCAGUGGACCUGAGCUCAGUGAAGAAGUCGGUGCUCUCGAGCGUGUGGUUGGUCUGCUCCGAGUGUCUGAGGGAGAGGACGAUGAUCGACGGAGAGCCUGCAGCGUUCCAUGACAUCCUGGUGUGCCUAAAGUGUGGUUUUCAGGGUUGUAACCAGUCGGGAAUCCAGCAUGCCGUCAAGCAUCACCAGACUUUUCACCCGGAGUCACACUGCAUCACAAUCAGCCUGAGCUCGUGGAAAGCCUGGUGCUUUGAAUGCAACGAGGAGCUCUCUACUCACUGCAACAAGAAGGCCUUGGCUCAGACCCUCGACUUUUUACAAAAGCAUUCUGUCAAGGCAACAUCAGCAGCAUCACCCAAGAUCAUCAAGCUGCGAGAGGAACCGUCGGAGUACACUGAAGCACAAAGAGGAAAGAGUCCAGCCAUCAACAGCACCUUGGUCCCUGUGAAAGGAAUACUUAACCUUGGUAACACCUGCUUCUUUAAUGCUGUUAUGCAGAACCUGUCCCAGACGCACAUGCUCAUUGACCUCAUCCAGGAAGUGAAGGAGAAAGGAUACAAGCUGAAGAUCUGUCCGUCUGUCGAGACAAACCUGAGUCCGCUGACAGUGAUUCUGUCCAGUCCUGACCCGCUGACUGCAGCCAUGAUUCACUUCUUGCAGAGCAUGAAGGAGCCAGGGAAAGGCCCCGUCAAUCCAAAAGUCCUCUUCAACCAGCUCUGCCAGAAAGCUCCACGCUUCAAAGGAUACCAGCAGCAAGACAGCCAGGAGCUUCUGCACUACUUACUGGACUCCAUCAGAGUAGAGGAGACUAAAAGGGUGAAAGCAGCCAUUUUAAAGGCUUUCAACAAUCCCACAGAGAAGACGGCAGAUGAGGACACCAAACUCCAAGUCAAAGCAUUUGGAAAAGAAGGUGUGAGGAUGACCUUUGUUGACCGGAUCUUUGUGGGCGAACUUACCAACACAAUAAUGUGUGAAGAGUGUGAGCAUAUCUCAACAGUAAAGGAAGCCUUUAUAGAUAUCUCUCUACCCAUCAUAGAGGAGAGGAUAUUAAAACCAUCCAACCCAGGUCGCCUGGGGAAGGGCAGCCGGGAGCAGGACAUCCAUGCAGCUCACAGUGACCAGGUUGUUUCAGCAGCGCACUCUGCCAACAAGAACUCCAGGAAGCUUAGCGGACCGAAGCAACUGAACAGGAGAUCUUCCAGCUCUGUGGAGGAAAAAGGAGCAUCCUGUGGUGCUGAGCGAGUCGAGGAGGAGGCGGUUGCUGGUGGAUUAGCACGCGGCGUCUCUGUGUGUAAGAUGGCAGCUGCAGGCAGCUUGUCAGACGGCAGCGAAAGAGAUUCGGGCGCCCAGGACAGUAGUAAUGACGCAGACAGCGAGGCCUCUGAAAGUGAGUGGGCCCCACGUCCUUCCAGUCAUGGCCACGGUCACACGACGCCAUCAUCAUCCACAUCCACCCUCACUCCUUCCCCUACACCUGUCUCUUCCUCCUCUCCCGCAUCAUCAUCAGCUUCCACAAAGCAGUGUGGCGCUGUGGGGAAGCUAGUUACCGCGGUUUCUAAAGUCAACCUGGGCUUCUCUCCUGGGGACAUGUCCACUUCAACUCACUGUUCUCCUGAGGAGCAGGGAGAGACUCAAAGCCGAGAUCAUCUACAUCAUCAGCACCACCAGGGAGCUUUCCAGGCACUGUCCCACAGUUACACUCCUACCUCCAAAGAGUGCUCCAUCCAGUCCUGCUUGCACCAGUUCACAUCUGUAGAACUGCUGAUGGGCAACAACAAGCUUCUCUGUGAGAACUGCACUGAGCGCAGGCAGAAGCAGCUGCGCAAAAGCAGCUCCACAGAUAAGAAAGUAGAGAAGAUUUACACCAGUGCCAGGAAGCAGAUGCUAAUAUCCUUGCUGCCUCCUGUGAUCACAUUGCAUCUGAAACGCUUCCACCAGGCAGGGAUGAACCUUCGGAAGGUGAAUCGCCAUGUCGAUUUUCCUCUCAUCCUGGAUCUGGCUCCCUUCUGCUCUGCAUCUUGCAUGAACCUGGCUACUGGUGAGCGCGUCCUGUACAGCCUUUAUGGGAUCGUUGAACACAGCGGCUCAAUGCGAGGCGGGCACUACACUGCAUAUGUGAGAGUGCGUGCCCCUCAGAGGAGAACAGAACAGCGCCACAAAAACCUGUCAGGUGCAAAGGAUGCCAGCAGCAGCUGCCAAGGCCAGUGGGUGUACGUCAGUGACACCACCGUUCAGACUGUACCAGAGUCCAGAGUACUCAGCUCUCAGGCAUACCUGCUCUUCUACGAGGAAAUGUUGUGAUGUCCUCAGGCGAUGCAACUCCUCUACAUAUCUCUACUUCUUUGUAUUUAUUUUCAGUAAAAAAUCCUUUCUGUUUGAAUACAUAAAGACAAGCAAAAGGGGAAAUAUUUAUCUGUUUAUUUAAUUUACACAAAUGGGCAUUUGCAAAUGCUAAGGUUAUGCAGGUAAAAAGAAAACUAAAUGCCAACAUUAUCCAGAUCUUACAUAGAUUUUCAUUUCAGAUCCUGACUUAAAACACCCACCAUUAGACAGAAAGCUUAGGAGAAAGGUUUGGAUUGAACCUGAGCUGUUUAGUAUGUAGAAUUUAUUAAGGUAUAAAAUGCAUGAUGGAGUUUGCAACCAUAACAAACUAGCAGAAGUAUCCCUUCCCAGCUGCAGUCUGCAGUGACUUGAUGUCAAUAAAUAGUGUGUGGGCACACGUAUCAGAGGGUGACUGAGGUAAAGACUAAUGAAUGUAGCUGAAAGGGUCUAUGUAUAGCAGUUACAGGAAGUAUCUUAAUGAAAUGAUUCAAUCUAACUUGUCUGUAUUGUUUGCACUUAUAAACAAAUGGUCUCAUUUAGCCAAUAAUAUCGCCAGGUUGCUCUUCAAAGUUCUAGUUUGUCUGCAGCUCCUUUAAUGUUGCCGCCAGCUGCAUCCCAUGAUGCACCUGCAAGAGGAGAAUCAGCACCACCAACUGUUUACAUUAAAACAUUAAAAGUCAUAAGACCACCGUUGGUGUAUUAUGGCAGGUAUUAAAGAAUAAUUGUCAGCUGAACACAGAAGGUCCAAGUUGGUACAUUUUUUGGGUUGUUUAGUAAAACUGGCAUAACGACUAAUCAGCUAAUCCUCAAUUAAUGAUCUCCACAUCCCUUGUUAAACAUCAGUAAACUAUCAUAUUAAUCAGUUAGGACUUGUGUUUGGAUUAAAUAAUUUUUCUUUUUUUAAAAUAGGAUUUAUGUUGCUUCCAAAAGUUAGUUUGAGGUAUGUGUGCCUGUUUGUCCUGGUUCACAAAGGAAAACAACAUAUUUCACAAUGAGUCACGGUGAGUUUAAUCUGCAUUCAAACACAGAGAAACGUGGAGAAGACGCUCCUUCAAUAACCCUGAAAAAUAUGAUUUCUGAUGGACCUUUUAAAGAAGAACCAAGCAGAGGUUUUGUGGCUGAAACGGAUUUUAACCGAUUCAGAUUUUUUAUUAAGAAAUAUAAUUAACAAAAUACUUGUUUUUUUUUUUUUACUUUCUUCAUAAAUUGAAAAUGUAACUGUAAACUAUGAAAUCUUUACAGUAAAAUAAAACAGAUUUCCAAAAAGACAACUCAAAGUUAGAGUUGUAACUCACUGCUUCCUACUAUAUAAAAGUGCACCAUACCACAAGAUGUUAACCCAGCUCUAUCCGACUUUUAAUAUUUGAAACUAAAUCUCAGACUUACAGGUAUGUUAGCUUGCUAAAUAAUUCAUUUAUUUAGUGUAACUAUAAAGAACCUUGACGCAGCCUAACUGAUUUUUUUAUAUAUCGGGAACAAAGGGUUGUCACACUUUUUGUAUGAGAGAGCAGUUGCUGUUAUACAGCUCUGCAGUCAAGUUGGAUUAUUGGGCUAUUUCUGAUCAAAAUAGCCCAAUCGAGGCCAAUUGAGUGUAAAGUCAGCCGACUCUGCUCAUCUCUCAAUUUCUCUUUGCAUCCCUUUUUUUUUUUUUUUUUAUGUACGGUAGAGAGAAAACAAUACAGUAUAAGACAAAAACCUAUUGGGUGAACGCAGGUUGUUUUUGCAUUGGUAACACUGAGAAACCCACUAAUAUUACCAAUGGCUACAGUUACAUUUUCAUCAUGAACCGUUUAUGUUUAAUGUUACUGGAAUCUGUUUACCACAACUACAACAGUAGUUGAUAAAUAAAUUAAAACUGCUACACAUAGGACCUUUAAAAAACAGCGCAGCAGUUCUUUUAAAAGCCUGCUGGCUCUUUAUUACAUUAGAAUGAAUAAUUAUCAGACUAUCUGUGAAACCAAUCAGCCAAAGACAAGUUUACUUUACUGUAUGCAGUGUUGUGAGAUCAUCAGUGCGGCGUCACUGCGCAAACAAACAUAGACAAUGUUUAUUAAAUCAACAGGACCACAUCUGCCUUCAUUGUGUUUGGAACUUGCUGAAACUAUAAGCGCACAAAGAAAUCCAUAAUGAUGUGUUUUACAGAGCAGCAGAUGUUGUCUUCCUUCAUGUUGUCACAGAGAUAAAAAAUAAAUAAAUAAAACUUUGGCUUUAGGCCUUAUUAAUAAAACAGGUUUGGAAAAAUGUGCAAAUGAAUGUAUUGCUUAAUCCUGGAAUCAGACUUUUUUUUUUUUUUUUCUUGCUCUCCUAUCAUUUGCUACAAAUGUAUAAAGAGCUUUCAGACUAUCGGGUCAGAACCUCAAGAGUUGUGUUUUUUUUUUAACAAGGAUGAAUUCAGUGCCUCUGCUUCCACAUUGAGAAACCUGUGUAUGGUGAGAAUGAAAUGUAUGCAGAGGGUAAUAUAAAACAGGGAUAUGUAUGUUUAAUUUAUGUACAUUGGAGUUUACUGUUGGCAGAAACAGUAUUUAUGUGUAUUUGUACAUAAAAGAUGCAGUACAAACUCAUGGUGCUUUGGGCGGGAAAGAUUUUUGUUCUCUGGAAUGGAAAGCAACAACAAGUGAAAUUCUGUAACGCUUCAAAUGUUUUGGAAUGAGUAUAAAACGCAAUGUAUCAAAAUAAAUCAGAUUUAGGAACUGUA
Molecule: messenger RNA, 5433 nt
Organism: Girardinichthys multiradiatus
Lineage: Eukaryota; Metazoa; Chordata; Actinopteri; Cyprinodontiformes; Goodeidae
Gene: usp45
Product: ubiquitin specific peptidase 45
Exons: 18
Coding region: 288-2717 (809 amino acids)
Biological process (GO): protein deubiquitination
Molecular function (GO): zinc ion binding; cysteine-type deubiquitinase activity
Source: RefSeq, a predicted model, not a curated record